Molecule: messenger RNA, 1596 nt
Organism: Rhagoletis zephyria (snowberry fruit fly)
Lineage: Eukaryota; Metazoa; Arthropoda; Insecta; Diptera; Tephritidae
Source: RefSeq, a predicted model, not a curated record
AUGAAUUUGGAUGCCAUAAUUCUCAAGUCACUCUACGACUACAAGGAUGGGCGUGAUCCAAAGUGUCUCAACUUUGAGGCAGACGAGCGAUUUGCUCUUAUCAAAGAGCCUGAUGGCGCUGACUGGUACUACGUGGUAAACAGCCAGGGCCAGAUUGGAUACGUGCCCAAGCCAUAUGUCAACUUUGAUGGGCUUACUCCUCGGGAACUGCUUGCAUUGAUUGACUCAAUUGCCUCAAAAUUGGAUUUGAAAAAUCAAGACGCCAACAAGCUUUUGACUGAUCGGCAAAUAAAGCACGCACAAAUCAAACUGGCAGGAAUUCGAUGCGAAAUAACGCAAACCUUAAUAAAAGAAGAACCAAAGUCAUCGUCACCAAAGCCUCCAAUCAUCACGGAACUUUCAGCAAUAAAGGAGGAUAUUAAAAGCGAGUUGGACGAAAUGGAGUUGCCCGCUAGAGCUUGCCUUGGGGAUGACGUGAUCUCGGAAAAUCUCGUGUCAAAUCUGAUUGAGAACGUCAAACUGGACGCUACCCUGAGCGAAGACAAGGCCAUCAUUGUGGCCAAUUCUGUGAUAAAGACACUGUCGGAGAACAUUCAGCCAUGGUCUUUGGAUUGCAAGAAAAUUCUCGAAAUCAUGGAAAAAUACGUGAAUGAGAAGGUCAACAGUGAAAAUGUCUACUCAGCCAAGCUGAAGUGCAUCUUCAAGCGACUUUGGUAUUGUAAGAAUGAUACACAGCAGCGAAAUUGGCCAGUGUACGAGGAUGAAGACAUCAUCAACGGUUACAUGGAUGAGCUGCUUAGUCUGCUGCUGAACACUGACCAGCGCAUCACUCCUGACUUUUUCCUCACCACCGUUCUGCCCUCUGAACUGGCGGUUGAAAUGCAAAACUACCUUUCUGACAAGGAGCGCUGGAUCAAGGCGUCCACUCUUUUCACGCUAAUCUUUAGCUCCGGCCACAAGCCGUCGGUGAACAUUUACGAGCAUUUGAAUGAAAACUUUUUCAGUCGACAGUUUGACCUGAUCGAAGGCUUCGACAUCAACGGCCAGGCAAUAGAGUGUGACAUUCAGCCGGAAAGCAUCAUCUCGCCCAUUCUCUCCUUCAACCUGCACAUCAACGACACUGCGGAGAACGUCAUCUUCAAGGCGCUUCGAAAGCGCUCUAAUGCGAGUCACUUCACGGAGAACCUCAUUUCCUAUCUGAACUGGGAGGAGGACAUCAUACUCACCAGCUGUGCAUUUCAGCGCAACACCGAAAAUGACAGCGUCCCCAAUUCAGUGCUGAAGUUCCUCACGGAGAUGUUUGCCGACAAGGUGGUCUCUUCGCUCUUCUACUACAAUGACGUUCGCGUCAUCAUCGACAUCAUCAUCAGCCAGCUGGACAACCUGCCAGUGGGUGACAAUCGCAUCAAGAACUACCUGGAGCUGACCAAUAACAUUCUGAAGAACACACAGUACGCUGAAGAGCCGCACAAGACAUUCGAGUUGAAGAAGUGCCUGCAGAGCAUUCAACACCACGAGUUCAGCAAUCAGGCGGACAUUGUCCUCGCGCAGGACAUUUUUGAGCGCUUUCAGGAGAUUUUCAACUACGGAAAUUAA